AUGCAAUUCUCCGCCGAGCACGGGACGGUGGCCCACAACUACGUGACAUUCUACACGAUGGACACCACCGAGGAAGUUCUCAUCUACAUGCCGCCCUCGUAUCACAAGCCGGGCAGCGAAACACGUCUCUACCCUGUGCUCUACCUCUUGCACAAUGACGGUGAGCAAGCGAUGAACUGCGUACAAGAGGGUAAGGUGAACAUCAUUGUCAACGGCAAGAUAACGAUAGUCAUUGUGAUGAAGAGCAGUGUGAGCACACGCGGCGAUGGUGAGUGUCUUCCAUGCGAUGCGGAUCACCUGUGCGAAGACCUGACGAAGGAUAGCAUGCCGCAGAUCGACAGCCACUACCGCACCGAGGCAGAUUGCGACAAUUGCACCAUCGUUGGUCUCUACACGUGCUUCAUAAAGAUCAGCAGGCUCUGCACGACUCGCCACGACCUCUUCGCCUACGCCGGCGUGCUCUCAGGCUUCCUGCGCACCAGCUGGAACAGCGUCAGUACGGACGGCGACCACAUCGACGACCUGUGCCGCCACCGCGCCGUGUUCGAGUCGGACGACGCGCUGCUCGCGGAGCUUGGCGAGGCGUGCGAGCGGCGCAUCUAUGCAGGAUUGCACAGCUGGCAAGUGUGA
Leishmania braziliensis MHOM/BR/75/M2904 is the source of this 630-nucleotide messenger RNA. Its product is annotated as endo-1,4-beta-xylanase z precursor-like protein. The transcript has a single exon. Bases 1 to 630 code for a protein of 209 amino acids. The record is from RefSeq and is a predicted model, not a curated record. Lineage: Eukaryota; Euglenozoa; Kinetoplastea; Trypanosomatida; Trypanosomatidae.